AUGAAUGGACAGAUGUGGACAGGAAACGAGUUAUGAAUGACAUCAUCACAACCAUGUUCAAUAAAAAAUUUAUGGAAGAGCUGUUUAAACCACAGGAACUCUAUUCCAAGAAAGCUCUGCGAACAGUGUACGACCGGCUCGCUCAUGCUUCGAUCAUGAGGCUGAACCAGGCAAGCAUGGACAAGCUGUAUGACCUUAUGACUAUGGCUUUCAAAUACCAAGUGCUGCUGUGCCCUCGGCCCAAAGACAUUCUGCUGGUCACAUUCAAUCACCUGGACGCGAUCAAGGAUUUCGUACGUGAUUCUCCUGGCAUUCUGAACCAGGUGGACGAAACUUUCCGACAGCUGAUUGAAACGUACAGCUGUCUUUCUGCGGGUGAAUUUCAGCUCAUCAGGCAAACCCUUCUCAUUUUUUUUCAGGACAUGCACAUAAGGGUCUCUAUCUUUCUGAAGGAUAAAGUGCAAAACUCUAAUGGUCACUUUGUGCUGCCAAUAUCAGGGCCUGUUCCUUGGGGUACCGAAGUUCCAGGGCUCAUCAGGAUGUUUAAUCGCAGUGGAGAUGAAGUUAAAAGAACUGAGUUCACCACUGAUGGAAAUUAUGUUACUCCACAAAGGGAAGGAUCUUUUGAUCUUUAUGGAGACAGAGUCCUCAAACUUGGAACGAAUAUGUACAGUGUUAGUCGGCCAGUAGAGACACACAUGUCAGGAUCAUCCAAAAACUUGGCAUCCCAUGCAAAGGAGAAUAUAACCCCUAACCCUCUUGCUAAAGAAGAACUGAACUUUUUGGCCAGGCUGCUGGGAGGUCUGGAGGUCAAGAAACCUGGUGGCAGCGAGACAGGAUUCCGACUGAAUUUGUUCACAACUGACGAGGAGGAAGAACACGCGGCAUUGACUAGACCAGAGGAGUUAUCUUACAAGGUUAUCAACAUAGAAGCCACGCAG
This is a messenger RNA of Balearica regulorum gibbericeps (East African grey crowned-crane), 941 nucleotides long. NCBI's taxonomy places the organism in Eukaryota, Metazoa, Chordata, Aves, Gruiformes, Gruidae. The record is from RefSeq and is a predicted model, not a curated record.